AGAAUGCAUCACCGUCUACAUUCUUUCCUGCUUGGAAUCCUUCCGGCUUGAGAACGUUCCUCCCUCUUUCCAGUGCAGAUGAAAGGCGGUUACUUCGCCCGGGUGAGGGGGAAUGUUGACGGUGUAACACCAGACCAGAGACAAGAGUCUUUUCGCAUCUUUUAGCUAACUGUUCGCUUUUAAACAAUUUUAAAUAGGUUAGUUUAACAUAAUUUGGCGCAACUCCAAUGAGUGCCAGAGAGCACAGUGAUGAAAGCAGCAAACGGAGAGUGGCGUACAUCUACAGCCCGGAGUACAUCGAGACUUGUGACACUUUAUCCAAAGUCCCAAACAGGGCGAGUAUGGUCCACUCCCUGAUAGAAGCUUAUGGACUGCUUCCACACAUGAGCGUUGUGAAACCUCGAGUUGCCACAAUGGAAGAGAUGGCCAUGUUCCACACAGACUCCUACCUGGAGCAUCUGCACAAGAUCAGCCAGGACGGAGACAACGAUGACCCCCAGUCAGCCGACUACGGCCUGGGCUAUGACUGUCCUGUGGUGGAGGGCAUAUUUGACUAUGCGGCAGCAGUAGGGGGCGCUACUCUGACGGCAGCCGAGUGUCUGUUGGACCAAAAGUGUGAAGUGGCCAUUAACUGGGCGGGAGGCUGGCACCAUGCUAAAAAGGAUGAGGCUUCAGGGUUCUGCUACGUGAACGAUGCUGUGCUGGGGAUCCUCAAGCUGAGGGAGAAACAUGAGCGGGUUCUGUACGUGGACGUUGACCUGCAUCAUGGAGACGGUGUGGAGGAGGCCUUCAGUUUCACAUCAAAGGUUAUGACGGUUUCUCUGCACAAGUUUUCUCCUGGAUUUUUUCCCGGCACCGGCGACGUCUGUGACACGGGGCUCGGAAAAGGCCGUUGGUACGCUGUGAACAUCCCACUGGAGGACGGCAUCCAGGACGACAGAUACUUCCAGGUUUUCACCAGCGUGAUGCAGGAGGUGCGGUCGCAGUUCAACCCGGAGGCCGUACUGAUGCAGCUGGGCGCCGACACCAUGGCGGGCGAUCCCAUGUGCUCCUUCAACAUGACCCCUGUAGGGGUGGCCAAAUGUCUGCUGAACGUCCUGCAGUGGCAGCUACCUACCCUGCUGCUGGGAGGAGGAGGUUACAACCUGGCCAACACGGCCCGCUGUUGGACGUUCCUGACCGCGACGGUCUUGGGAAAGACGCUGUCCUCAGAAAUACCCGACCACGAGUUUUUUACAGAGUACGGACCAGACUACUCGCUGGAGAUCAGUCCGAGCUGCAGGCCAGACCGCAACGACAGCAAACACCUGGAGCGGGUCAUCAGCACCGUCAAAGGGAAUUUAAAGAAUGUGGUUUAGGACCUGGCAGCCUCAGCCAAGCUACACACACACACACACACACACGCCGUCUCUCCGAACCAGGUCUACGCUCGGCAGCUCUAAUGAAGACAAUAUGGAGUGGACCACUCCUGCCCCAAGGCAGGGAUUGAGCGAACAAGGGAGAAGAGAACAAGACAGUUUUGGAAAACAUUAGUUGAGUGUUUCCAGGGGGAGAACAGUUUAAUAAGGGAUGGGGGUUGACGUGGUCUCUAUUCAAUGUUCACUGUUUUUAAUUCCUUAUGUUUUUUUUGUUUGUUUUUUAAUGUAUGUGGGUUUGUGCAAAUGAAAGUUUAUUGUAUGUUCUUUGUAGUUUUGUAAGACUAGAUGACAGCGGUUCACCCCUGAGCGUUUGGUACCAAAGGAGGCUUCAGUCGGACAUUAAAUGGAAAAACAGAUUUUUCAGGGCUCCGGUUUCACGGUCUGCCCCGGUCCCGCUGUGCGAUUCCAGCCUCUCGUGGACAGAUGAGCACUAAAACAGACAAAACAUUCGAGUCCCUCCAAGGCCCCGUUAAACAUUUGUUUCUAAACGGGUCUGGAACCUGUUAAAAGGUUUGUGAAACAUCUAGAGAGACCUACAGCCUACAAAUUGGGAGUCCUGAAAAGUUUGGAAAAUGGACGGUCACGCUUGCUUCCAGCUGUUGGCAGACGGCAGAAACAUUUGGAAUUCUGGGAUUUUAAAUGAAAAAAAGAAACAAAAGAUAAAAAUAAAGGCCUUCUCUUUUUGUUUUGUUUAUUUUAGAUGUAAAGCCAAGAUUACAUUCUCUUAAGAAAAUAAGAGCAGCUUCUCCACCAUAAAUGUAGUUGAAGUUGGUUGGAAGCAAUGGAAAGACUAGAACUGUAAAUAUAUCAAGGCCGUCCGUAGCAACAGCAAACAUGCACCAUAUAAGCAGCGUAACAUUUCACAUUUACUACUCAGCGUGUCCAACAUACCAAAACUGUGAAACUACAUGUUUGCUGAAAGUUUAUUGUGAAGGUUUGAGCAAGCUGUGUGAAAGUUUUUGCUAGCUUCCUCAGAAUUAUAACACUUAAACCAGCAGUGUGAGGCAUCCUGUGGUUUCCUUGUAUUGGGAAAUUAGCAGCGGUCAACAUCAUCAGAGAGAACCAUUUCUCAAAAUGUCAUGGUGCUGUUUGUGCUUGAGAGACGUCUUCAAAUAUCCAUUUGAAAGGAUUCUUAAAAUACUGAAAUGUUUUUGUUUUUUAUUGUCAUUUUCAUUAAAGCAUUUUAAAAGACAAUUUAUUAGAAUGAGGUUUUGCACCACCGUGUCUUUGCAGAUGGAUUCAAAUAAACAUUGAAAUGUUUUCUG
Messenger RNA from Poecilia latipinna (sailfin molly), 2683 nucleotides. It is a transcript of the gene hdac8, whose product is annotated as histone deacetylase 8. The transcript has 12 exons. Bases 228 to 1358 code for a protein of 376 amino acids. Gene Ontology annotation, molecular function: histone deacetylase activity. The record is from RefSeq and is a predicted model, not a curated record. Lineage: Eukaryota; Metazoa; Chordata; Actinopteri; Cyprinodontiformes; Poeciliidae. Gene Ontology annotation, biological process: heterochromatin formation.